This is a messenger RNA of Anopheles funestus (African malaria mosquito), 1763 nucleotides long. Its product is annotated as UDP-glucose 4-epimerase-like. Bases 423 to 1499 code for a protein of 358 amino acids. Gene Ontology annotation, biological process: beta-D-galactose catabolic process via UDP-galactose, Leloir pathway. The transcript has 4 exons. Gene Ontology annotation, cellular component: cytosol. NCBI's taxonomy places the organism in Eukaryota, Metazoa, Arthropoda, Insecta, Diptera, Culicidae. The record is from RefSeq and is a predicted model, not a curated record. Gene Ontology annotation, molecular function: UDP-glucose 4-epimerase activity.
GUCCCAUAGCGGUACCCCGUGAGGAUGAUGCACAGCAAAUGCUCCCUACGAACCGUUCGAUUCGCGUUCGAAGAAUGGAAGAUUUGUGCGAUAGCGAAAGCGGGUACACACCUCCCCCCACCAGCACCGAUCCAACAACCCGAAAUCCGCAUAAAGUCGUCCGGAAAUGAGCCGCCGCAGACUGGUUGAAAUGAUUGGAUGGUUGUGUUGUGUGUAUAUGCGUGUUGGUGUGGAAGUUCGUUCGUAGAUGCGGGGGUCUCUAACAACUUGGCGGGUACUUGGUGAAAACCUGUUGGGUCUUCUUCAUUCAGCGCUCAGCCAACGGCCACGUCGGUUGUGCGUCAGUAGUGUCGGUCGGGUCUCUGUGCUUCAGCCUGUGCCUGUGUGUCGCCUCCGGGAGAAGAAGCUCCACUGUUAUCGACAUGACGGGUGAACAGAAGGGCACGGUUCUGGUAACCGGUGGUGCCGGAUACAUUGGUUCCCACACGGUCGUAUCACUGCUCGAGGCUGGCUAUGGUGUGGUAGCGCUGGACAAUUUCACCAACUCCGUCAACUCCUCCAAGAAUGAAUCGGUUGCGUUGAAGCGCGUGGAAGAGAUCACCGGCAAGAAGGUCCACUUCUACCGCUGCGAUCUACUCGACAAGGAUGCGGUCGAGCGCAUCUUCAAAGCGCACCGUAUCGAAUCGGUUAUUCACUUUGCCGCAUUGAAAGCGGUCGGUGAAUCGAUGACCAAUCCGUUGCUUUAUUACAAGAACAAUAUGAUCGGCAUGAUCAACUUGCUCGAGGUCAUGGACAGUCUCGGUAUUUACAAGAUGGUCUUCUCGAGCUCUUGCACGGUGUAUGGCGAACCGGAACGGCUACCGAUAACCGAGGAGAAUCCCACCGGCAACGUGACGAACGUUUAUGGGCGCACGAAGUACUUUAUCGAGGAAAUGCUUAAAGAUGCGGUACGGGCCGAUCCGAAGUGGAACAUUAUCGCACUGCGCUACUUUAAUCCGGUUGGAGCACAUAAAUCUGGCCGCAUCGGGGAAGAUCCGACGAAGCAGUUUACCAACCUAAUGCCGUACAUUAGCCAGGUAGCGAUCGGAAAGAAGGAUGUACUGACCAUCUUCGGGAAUGACUAUGAUACACCGGACGGAACGGGCGUACGGGAUUAUGUACACGUUAUGGAUUUAGCUACCGGUCAUGUGGCAGCUUUACAUAAACUGGACAAAGAACACCUUGGCUUAAAGAUGUAUAAUCUCGGUACUGGAAAAGGCAUUUCCGUAAUGGAGCUCAUACAUACUUUCGAACGGGUGAACAAGGUCAAGAUACCGUACGUAAUUCAGGAACGGCGAGCUGGUGACAUAUCGUCCAUGUAUGCCAACGCGACGCUUGCCGAACGAGAGCUCGGAUGGAAAGCGGUGCAUAGCGUCGAUGAGAUGUGUGAAGACUUUUGGCGAUGGCAAACCAUGAACCCGAGUGGCUACAAAACGGAGCAAGCGAAUGGUCACCAUUAACGAGGAAACGUGUGUGCUGGUGCUGCUAAUUGACAGUUUUAUCGUAUUUAUUCAAAUGCAACGCAACCGUCCGUCUUUCCAUCUUCGUCUUCCGUGGCCAGUUCAUACAGGCGUUUGUUUUGCAGUUUUAACACUUCCAUUCCGUAUGAGGUGCAGCCGGGAUAGAGGCUGCGGGCGAAUAGUUCUAAGCAGGUGGCUUGUUGCGGUAUGAAUUUCGAUGUGAAUAAAUCUGAAAUGAAUGCCGGAGUGACCGAUAUAAUGUAA